AUGGAAGAGAUGAAUGAGUACGAAAGAUUGAGGGAGGAACGGAUCAAGCGAAAUGAGGCCAUGCUCGCCACCUUGCAGGUGGGAAACAUCGUUGAUAGCCUGGUGUCAAAAGAGGUGGCUGCAAAGCAGAAAGCUGCUGAAGAAGAGGAGCGCAGGAAAGCCUAUAUCCGUGCAGAACUGGCAGCUGUUGAGCCACGCCGCAAAUCUGAACGUGCGACCGCUGCUCAGACACGUCUGAAGCUUGCCAAGCAUGCAGAGAGUAAGGCUGAUGUGAGCGGGAGUGGAGAGAGUGACAGCGAACGUUCAGCCUCACAGAGUGGCCUGUCACGUGAGGAGGAACUUGAAUAUGACCCUGUGGCUGAUGUGGAGCAUACCAAGGACGACCAAGAGAGCUCAGAAGAAGAAGACGAGCAGAAGUCAGAGGAAGGGCAGGACUCGGACCGCGCAGAGCUGCAGCAGCCACCAAGGAGAAGCAGGCAGGGAGGGAAUGGGAAGUCCCGCCGCCGAGGGAAGGACAAGCAGCCAGCAGGGCGGUGGGAUGCUGAGCCAAUUGCCAUGAGUGAUGAGGACGACGGCUGCGAUGCUGACCUGCAACGCGCGCUGGCAAUGUCCCUCAUGGAGGCGAAUGGAUCUGAUGCUGGGCCCAGCACUUCAGCUGGGAAUGGUCAGGGUCCUUCCGGCCGAGGCACUGAUGUGCCUGACCAGCAGGCAAAGCAGCCCGCAGCAACUGCCCUGGCCGCCUCAGUUAAGCCGUCAGGCAGGAACGGCAGGAAAGCCGAGGGGCAAGGGACAGGAGGAAAUGGCAGUGAACAGCAAGGGAAGGUCAGAAGUAGUGGGAAGCGCAAGAAGGUGUCAGCACUGGAGGCCGGCCCACAGGAGAUCAAGAAAGCAUUCUCCAUGAUCGCGCCCCGCAGCAAGAGAAUAUCCCAGGAAGCUCUUGCCGUGGUGUGGGAGGACGUGCGCGGGGGCAAGCUGGAUCCUACUUCUGCAAACAACAUGAUGAAAUAUGCCGCAGACGUGACAGGCUCCGAGGAACUUGAUUUUGCAGCUUUCCAAUCAUUGGUUACGCAUUUCUCAUGA
Messenger RNA from Coccomyxa subellipsoidea C-169, 1080 nucleotides. RefSeq lists its product as hypothetical. The transcript has 3 exons. The coding region runs from base 1 to 1080 and encodes 359 amino acids. Lineage: Eukaryota; Viridiplantae; Chlorophyta; Trebouxiophyceae; Coccomyxaceae. The record is from RefSeq and is a predicted model, not a curated record.